This is a messenger RNA of Condylura cristata (star-nosed mole), 2118 nucleotides long. RefSeq names its product HAUS augmin-like complex, subunit 1 (gene HAUS1). NCBI's taxonomy places the organism in Eukaryota, Metazoa, Chordata, Mammalia, Eulipotyphla, Talpidae. The record is from RefSeq and is a predicted model, not a curated record. Gene Ontology annotation, cellular component: HAUS complex; cytosol. Gene Ontology annotation, biological process: centrosome cycle; spindle assembly. The coding region runs from base 36 to 872 and encodes 278 amino acids. The transcript is spliced from 9 exons.
GGGCGUGUUUUGAGAAGUUGGCGGGAGCGGUGGUUAUGGAGGCGCUGGAGGAGAAACAAAUGCAGAUUGCUGCAUGGUUGAAAAAAAUAUUUGGAGAGCAUCCCAUUCCUCAAUAUGAGGUGAAUCCACGGACCACAGAAAUUUUACAUCAUCUGUCAGAACGCAACAGGGUCCGGGACAGCGACAUCCACCUAGUAAUACAGGACUUGAAACAGAAGGCUAGUGAAUAUGAAUCAGAAGCCAAGCAUCUUCAAGACCUUCUCAUGGAAAGUGUAAAUUUUUCCCCUGCUAAUCUCUCUAGCACUGGUUCCAGGUAUCUAAAUGCCUUGGUUGACAGUGCAGUGAUCCUUGAAAUAAAGGACACCUCACUAGCAAGUUUUCUCCCUGCAGUGAAUGAUUUGACUUCUGAUCUUUUUCAUACCAAAUCCAAAAAUGAAGAAAUCAAGCUUGAAUUGACAAAACUUGAAAAAAAUCUAACUGCAACUUUGGUUUUAGAAAAAUGUCUUCAGGAGGAUCUCAAGAAGGCAGAGCUGCAUCUGUCUACAGAACAGGCUAAAGUUGACAGUCGCCUUCAGAACAUGGACUUCCUAAAAACAAAAUCAGAGGAGUUCAGAUUUGGAAUCAGAGCUUCAGAGGAACAGCUUUCAGCCAGAGGCAUGGAUGCUUCUCUGUCUCAUCAGUCACUGGUAGCACUUUCAGAGAAACUGACAGAACUAAAAAGACAGACUAUACCUUUGAAGAAAAAAUUAGAAUCCUAUUUAGAUUUAAUGCCGAAUCCAUCACUUGCUCAAGUGAAAAUUGAAGAAGCAAAGCGAGAAUUAGAUACUAUCGAAGCUGAACUCACAAAGAAAGUAGACAUGAUGGAACUGUGACCAGAGCCAAACAAAUGUCAUUUUCUCCAACUAAGUAAAUUGUCUGGUACUUAAAGAGUUCUUUCCUCUUAGCAUUCCUUACUAACUUAAUUUCUGUUCUUCAGAGAGAUAUUAGUGGCUUUUGAUUGUGUGUUGUAUUUUUGUGUCCAGAUACAUAUUUUUCAUAUCAAGAAAGUUGUUGGUUUUCUAUUUUGGUGCCGGGUACAUCUGCAUCGCUCGUUCUGUUAGGUGAACAUCAUGACACUGUUAUGCUCACCAGGCGGCCUAGUGAAGAGUGAAGGUUCUGCAGCCGCAGCAGCUGCUUUUCUCCCUUGCUUCCAUCUCCAAGCCUUGCUGUCAUUCUUUCUGACCAGCUCACCUGCCUACCUCCAAAGGCUAAUGCAUGCAGAAUGUAGUUUAUGAAAAAGACGAUCUUUAAAUCAGUUGGAGAAAGGUGGAUAAUUCAGAAAACCCACAGGCAACCCUUAGUAUGAGAAAUAAUAAACAGUUGUGGUCUGAGGCUUGUUUUAAAUUUUGACCUGAUAGCUACAGUAGCUAAUUUUGUCUAUCUGUUCUACAGUAGCUAAUUGCUAAAAGUAGUCUUGGAAAUUAAUGUUCAAAGGAAAAGGAGAGCAAAGCAUGUACAAAAAGAAUCAAAAAAGAAACUUGGGAAUGGCAUAAUGUUAUAAGUUAUUGUUAAAUGUGAGAAAAUGUUUUAGUUAAAAAAAAUGAAAAGGAUGUGUAUUUAAAAAACUUCCAGCUAUAUCCUCUACAUGAGAGGAGCAUCUUAAAAGUAAGGAUGAGCAGAUCCAAAAUCAUGGUAGAUAGGUAACAUUUUUCUCUUAGUAAUUAGUAAAACAGGCAUUAAAAAAUCAGCACAGAUACAGAAUAUUUAAACAACACAAUUAACAGACAUCAUCUAAUAGACAUAAAGAACCUUGUGCCUGCCACCAGCCCUGGACAGGUGUUCUUUUCAAGUGUGCACCAACAGCCAGACAGAAGACAAGCACAGGAUGAGAGCCUGCGACAAAGGAGUUUCUGUUACGGAGCUUGAACAGACAUAGUCUUAUUAUUGAUACUCUCGUCUCCAGACUCUAAAGCUAAUACUCUGGUUAUUUGUUUCAAUAAAAUUUGGGGGUAGAAAAUAAAGACUGGCCUAGUAAGCCAAAAACCUGGACCCAGGGAACAAAGAGAACAAUGUCCUCUUUUUUUAAGAUUUAUUUAUUUAUGCAUACAAGAACUGGGGUACAGGCCAGAGGGGUGUGUA